CAGCAGAAGAGCCGAAGUCCAACAUAACCUUAAGGUCCUUAUGUGUACGAUGUUUUCUUUGUGGUUGUGAAUGAAAGCUGUCUGUUAAGGAACAAAUUGUUAGUGUCAUAGUCCAUAAACCUCGAUAAUCUGUCUCUUUCCUAUCGCCCGUUUCGAUCACUGUUAAACAGUCAUGUUAAGAGCAGUAAUGUUGGGGAGAGUGUGUGGCUUAGCCUUAAAGGCCAAUAUCAAUGGAACCUUGCGAAAUUCGACAUCCUUCUCAGUCCAAAAAUGGCCAUGUCGGUCACUGUCCCAAAUUUUCAGAAAUGGAAUUAUUGGGAAUGACGAUUUGCCAGAAGCUCCUCCUCUAUCAGUCGAAGACCUGGAUUUCAUUGAUGACCUUGUUGAUCAAGACAAUAACAAAACAUUGCAUAAAAACCGUAUAGACCCUUCAGCCGAGAUAAACACUCCUCUACCUAAAGCCCCUCCAAUCACUUCGGAGUGGGAAGACAUCGUUAAAGAAGCAGAAAAUGAAGACGAAGCGGAAGAAUACGAAGAUAUUGAAGCUGUUCCAUACAUUCCCCCACUUCAAAAGACAAUUAUGAUAGCUGGUGAUACCACACAGGCAAGACGACUUUUUCUCACGGCGUCUGGUUCAGAUGAGCUUUCUGGCACCGUAGAGAGGGAAAGCCAUUUGAUAGAAAACCAAUCAAAUCAGCCAGGAGAAGAUAUAAUGCUUGAUCCCAGGAUGGAGGAAGCAAUUGCUGCAUGGGCACGUGCAGUUGUUCCAACUCCAGCCACAGGUCCUAUGCCUCUACAUGAACUGGCCAAUCGUAGUAAGAAAAUAAAACAGCUGGUCAAACUAGGAGUGGAUUUUUCCAAGAUAGUAAAGCGACACGGAGAUCUUGAAAGGCUACUUCAACUGGACUGGGAAGCCCAAUUAAAACCACAAAUACAGUUUCUUGUGGAUGUUGGAAUUGAUCCUCAAAAUUUAGGAACGUUUUUUACAGUCAACACACCUUUAAUCUGGACUGAUAAAGAUGAUAUUCAAGUGCGGAUUAAUUACUUGGAAGCCAAACAAUUUACCAAAGAAGAGAUAAGCAAAAUUCUUAAUCGGGCACCUAAUUGGCUAACACUUCCGACAAAGGAAUUAGAUUCACGACUGGGUUUUAUUCAGAAAGCCUUCCAACUUAAAGGAAGUGAAAUUCGAGAGGUCGUCUGCAGUUCUCCUAAAAUGGUGUCCUUCGGAAACAAGGCAUGGGCUGUAGUUGUGGACUCAGUGAAACUGAUGGACCGCGAAUUAGGCUUUAACCACUGGGAACGCAAAGAGCUACUAAUGAAAAGAGGAAGCUGCUACACAAAACCAGACACUGUCAGAGAGGCAUUCAAUUAUUGCCACAACCAAAUAGGUUUAAGUCAUACUCAGCUAGUCAAGCAUGCUGGUAUUCUAUUAUGCAGGGUUAGUCGCAUAAAACCACGGUACGAGUUCCUUAAAUUUUUGAAACGUGAUAUUUUUGACUGUGCUGAUCCACUUUAUACUUCACCUGAUUGGUUAUUUAAAGGAACCAUAGAAGAGUUUUGUGUACAAGCUGCCAAGUGCACAUUUAAUGACUAUGAAACAUUUUUGAAAUAUUCAUAAAUUGUGUAACAACAUUGUUUUUACGUUUAUGUUUAGAUUGAUGACUUAUUUAUUCGACUUUUCAUCUGAUCAAUGAGUGAAAACUUUCAUGAUUUACAGAGCUGAAUACAUUGUAAUACAUUGUGUUAUAAAAUAUAGAUUUAUACUGCAUAAA
Messenger RNA from Thrips palmi, 1772 nucleotides. It is a transcript of the gene mTerf3, whose product is annotated as transcription termination factor 3, mitochondrial. Gene Ontology annotation, molecular function: double-stranded DNA binding. NCBI's taxonomy places the organism in Eukaryota, Metazoa, Arthropoda, Insecta, Thysanoptera, Thripidae. The coding region runs from base 173 to 1618 and encodes 481 amino acids. The transcript is spliced from 6 exons. Gene Ontology annotation, cellular component: mitochondrion. Gene Ontology annotation, biological process: regulation of DNA-templated transcription; mitochondrial ribosome assembly. The record is from RefSeq and is a predicted model, not a curated record.